Molecule: messenger RNA, 1496 nt
Organism: Phyllostomus discolor (pale spear-nosed bat)
Lineage: Eukaryota; Metazoa; Chordata; Mammalia; Chiroptera; Phyllostomidae
Gene: ANKRD45
Product: ankyrin repeat domain 45
Exons: 6
Coding region: 64-870 (268 amino acids)
Molecular function (GO): protein binding
Source: RefSeq, a predicted model, not a curated record
GCCCCGAGGCUCGGCCGCUGCGAGGGCUAGUCCCGGCGCAGAGGCAAGGUGAUUGUGGAGUUAAUGGAGUCAGAGGGGCCCCCAGACUCGGAGAGUUCAGAAAAAUCAGUAUUUUUAUCCCAGCAAGGAGAAGGAGUUGAAGAAGGAGAAGAAGAGGAGGAGGAGGAGGAGGAGGAGGAUGAAGAGGAGGAGGAGCCAGAGGAAGGAGGCCUGGGGAAUCCCCUCUUGCAGCCUGCUCUCACGGGGGAUGUGGAAGCCCUGCAGGAGGUGUUCGAGGACCCCGAGCACCCUCACCACCACCAGGCCAUGCAGCUCCUCCUGGAAGAAGACAUCGUCGGGAGGAAUCUGUUGUAUGCAGCGUGCAUGGCCGGGCAAAGCGAUGUGAUUAGAGCCUUGGCAAAAUACGGUGUGAAUCUGAAUGAAAAAACCGCCAGAGGUUACACCCUCCUACACUGCGCCGCCGCCUGGGGCCGUCUGGAAACUUUGAAGGCGCUGGUGGAAUUGGAUGCUGACAUAGAAGCUCUGAACUUCCGUGGGGAGAGAGCUCGCGAUGUUGCCGCUCGGUAUUCCCAGAUCGAGUGUGUCGAGUUCCUGGACUGGGCAGAUGCAAGGCUGGCUCUGAAAAGAUACAUUAUAAAGGUCUCUACCACUGUCACAGACGCAGAAAAGGGACCAGGGAGAUUCCUUAAAGAAGACAAGAAUACCAUCCUCGGCACCUGCCGCAUGAAGAAUGAGUGGCUGGAAACCCAUCUGGAAGCUUCCAUCAGUGAGCUGGUGGAGCAGAGACAACAGUUAGAAGACAUCGUGACUCCUAUCUUCAUAAAAAUGGCUACGCCACGCCAAGUGAGAAGCGCGAAAUCUGUAACCUAAGCCUCGGCCGGAAGAGAGGCCAAGGCCACACCUUCUACUGCGCAUGCGUUUCCUGAGAAGCCACACUUUCCUCCGGUGUUUGUAAAGGCGAGCCUAUUCAUGACCAUGCAAGCCGAGAACACAGAGGUGGGGCUUUAUAAAAACAUUGAAGUAUGAAAUCGGAUCCGCCCUGUUGUGUUCUCCCUCUGCCGGCGCGCUCACGUCCAGACGGCCCGGCCUCCAGGCUGCUCCCCGCACCGCGCCCCGCACGCCCGCGGUCAGCCGCCCCCCCCACGGGUGGGGGUUCCGCGGCUCCUUCUGGGCAGGGCUGGGCCGUGAGACACAAACACCGCGUGGGAACUUCAGAAGCUGGUUAGAGAGUCUCGUAACUUUCUGUACAGUCGGGACAGGAAAUUUCCAUCCCGUUGAAGAAUUCUACGGAAAAAGACGGCGUGGCUGUGUCCGGGGAGCUCGGUCCUCGCUCUCCCGGGAGGAAAGCUGCGGGCUGGCCCGCUGGAGCAAGGAAGCACGAAGGACGGUUUGGGUCAGGGUCCCCUGUCCACACGACUGUUACUUUUUAUGUCCAGAUUAACAUUUACCUGUGAGGUGGCGUACAGUUCGUUAGUGAACCUCUGGUCUUACACCUC